CACUCUGCAAAACAAAACAAAAAAUAUCAUUAUAACAAAUUUUAUUUUCAGAUAGAUAUAUAUAUGCGUUACCAUAUUGAAAACAACGCCUCUGUUUUUUUUUAUAUAGAUAGAUCAUGAGCAACAUACCAAAAUCUUUAACAGAUUCUUCUUUUACUCUUUUCAAAUUAGCCAUCUCUUCUUCUGAUCCUUGGCCUUUCUCUCUUCCAUUUUCUUCCAUCUAAUCCCUCUCUUAAUUGUACAGUCUUUUCUCUCAAUUUCUUGUUUUUUUUUUUCCUUCAAAUCUUGAUAAAAACAGAGAUGGGUACUGGAGAAAAACACCAUCUGAGUUUCCAUUUUCAUGUACCACACAUUAACUUCCAUAAUCAUGGGAAGAAGGAAUUGAAGAAUAUACCAAAAGGGUGUCUUGCAGUUAUAGUGGGUCAAGGUGAAGAACAACAGAGGUUUGUUAUCCCUGUCAAUUAUAUCAAUCAUCCCCUGUUUUUGCAGCUACUUAAAGAAGCAGAGAAAGAAUUUGGAUUUGAUCAUAAAGGACCAAUUAAUAUCCCCUGUCAUGUUGAACAAUUCCGCUAUGUUCAGGGAUUGAUUGCUAAGGAAAAUCCGCAUAAUCAUCAUCAACAUCAUCAUCACCAUUCAUGGUGCUUCAAGGCCUAAACUUUUUUUUUCCCUAUAGUUACAUAUUUUUGGACUCGGAAUUGUCAGUGCUUCGAAUGAUGUAAAUUUCUAGUUUUGGAUCGAGUCCUUUUUAGGCUUUUUUUAAUGCUCUGUUCUGAGAUGUUCAUGUACCCAGAAGUGUGGUUAAAGAAGAUGAACAAAUUAGAAUAAUAUUCAUAAUACAGAAUCAUUUUUUUUUCUUUUUCUGAAUUAUUAUUAAAAAAUGUUAUGGUUCUA
This is a messenger RNA of Solanum pennellii, 891 nucleotides long. Its product is annotated as auxin-responsive protein SAUR32. NCBI's taxonomy places the organism in Eukaryota, Viridiplantae, Streptophyta, Magnoliopsida, Solanales, Solanaceae. The record is from RefSeq and is a predicted model, not a curated record. Gene Ontology annotation, biological process: response to auxin. The transcript has a single exon. Bases 301 to 654 code for a protein of 117 amino acids.